This is a messenger RNA of Erythranthe guttata (spotted monkey flower), 1563 nucleotides long. The record is from RefSeq and is a predicted model, not a curated record. Lineage: Eukaryota; Viridiplantae; Streptophyta; Magnoliopsida; Lamiales; Phrymaceae.
AUGGUGUGUUUUAAGAAUUCAGUUUUUGGGGGUUGUUUGAUGCUAAUAGUGUUUACGUGUUGGUUCAAUGCAAAGAGCAUCGAAGCAUUUGGUACAUUCGGAUUCGACAUCCACCACAGGUAUUCUGACGUUGUUAAGGAAUACUUGAACGAGGUUGGGAUGCCGGAAAAUGAUACUGUUGACUACUACACCGCCAUGGCCCACCGUGAUCAUCUCUUCAAUGGCGGCCGCCGCCUUGCCGCCUCCACCACCCCGCCCCCCCUCACUUUCAUGGGUGGCAAUGGGACUUACAGAAGAUCGACUCUUGGAAUCGUGCACUAUUCAUUCGUUAGAGUGGGUACCCCUUAUUUGGAAUUUCUUGUGGCAAUUGACACAAGCAGUGAUCUAUUUUGGUUACCAUGUGAUUGUCCUAACUGUGCACGCUACUAUAACGGUAGCGACGGAAAUAAAUACGAUCUACCCAUAUACAGUCCUAGUAAUUCGACAUCUAGUAAAUUAGUUCCGUGCAAUAGCCCUAUGUGUGGACCCACAAGAGGAUGCUCUACCACUCUUAAGGCUUGUUCUUACCAAAUAGGAAACGUCAACGCCACAAGUAGUACAGGGAUAUUGGUUGAUGAUAUUUUGCAUUUGGGUACAGACACCAAUCCACAAGACCCUGUCGAUGUCUCAGUUACAUUCGGAUGUGGAAAAAAUCAAACCGGAAAUUACUUGACCUAUCGUGGUCUUAAUGGUGUGUUUGGACUUGGUAUGGACAGUAUAUCUGUCCCUAGCAUUUUAGCUAGCAAAAACCUUGUAGCAAAUUCUUUCUCAUUGUGUUUUAUCACUGCUCGAACUGGAAGAAUCGAAUUUGGAGAUAAAGGGACUGCCGAACAAAAAACAACUCCCUUUAAUGUUCAAAAAUCAAACCCAACUUAUAAUAUCACUGUGAAAAAAAUCGCUGUCGAUAAUAAUGCCACCGAUCUUGAGUUCUCCGCAACUCUCAAAUCUAGUGUUCCAUUUACAUACUUGAGUGAACCAGCUUACUCGUUUAUUACAGACAAUUUCAUUUCUCGCAUAACCGAUAAACCUUAUGUCUAUCCAUUCGACUUUCUCGACUAUUGCUAUGCACUCAGUGCAAAUCAAAGUAGCCCUAUAACCCCAAACUUGACCUUCACAAUGAAAGGUGGAGACCAAUUUAAUGUUAUUCUACCAACAAUUCUUUUUCAGGAGGAUGAUGGACUUGUAUAUUGUUUGGCUAUUGUCCAAACCGAGGGUAUUAACAUAAUCGGACUUUUUGGGGGUUGUUUGAUGCUAAUAGUGUUUACGUGUUGGUUCAAUGCAAAGAGCAUCGAAGCAUUUGGUACAUUCGGAUUCGACAUCCACCACAGGUAUUCUGACGUUGUUAAGGAAUACUUGAACGAGGUUGGGAUGCCGGAAAAUGAUACUGUUGACUACUACACCGCCAUGGCCCACCGUGAUCAUCUCUUCAAUGGCGGCCGCCGCCUUGCCGCCUCCACCACCCCGCCCCCCCUCACUUUCAUGGGUGGCAAUGGGACUUACAGAAGAUCGACUCUUGGAAUGUAA